CACCAACUGCGCAUGCCCAGAAGGUGUUUCCAGUCAUGGCGGCUGAGCUGGUGGUCGUCAGUGGGCUUUGGAUGGCAAAUGAAGUCGACCGUUAAAAUACGGAACAUGCAUCAUGAGAAGAGACUUUCCAAGGAAGACACGUGGCGACCAGCGGAUCUCAGGAAAUAUGUGAGAGAAGAUGGGAGUUCAAAAGAUAAUAGAAAGAUGGAUGAGGGAGAGAGAAGACACAGGGUGUCUAAGUCUACAGAGCGCCAUAACCGUGAUCCAGACUCACGACUAGAAAGGGAAAAGCAUCGGGAGAGACGGGAUGUUGACCAGAUAGACAGAUAUGCUGAACGUCACAAAGACGUUUCACAAGACAGAAGAAAGGAAACAGAUAGAGACAGAGGAGGAGAUAACAGGGAGCGCAGACAUGAAUCUGAGGUGGGUGAUAACCGUCAUGGGCACAAGCGCGGGGAUCACAGAGACCACCGCAGGCAAACAGAGGAAAGGCAUGAGAGAGAAAGACACAGAGAUAGGGAGAAAGACAGAGUGAGGGAUAGAGGACACGAGGGGGACCAGAGUAGAAGGAGGGAAGAGAGGGAGAGGGAAAAAAGGAGAGAGGAACGAGACAAAGAACGCAGGUCUGAGAGGAGAAAGCACGAAGAGAGAGAUGAAGUUGGACAGGAUCGGUCAGAAAAACAUAAAAAGCACAGAGAUCGGGAAAGAAACAUUGACGAAUAUGAGAUGAAGAGAAGUGAAAGAGAAAGACGACAUAAAGAGGAGAAAGAAAAGAGAAGACAUUCUGAAAGGCGGGAGAAAGAAGUGCACAAAGAAGAACGCAGGAAGGAUAGAGAGGAACAAGAACGGACGUCCAUUGACAGACGACAUCGCAGAAGCAGCCAAGUGGAAGACAAAGAAAAACGUGGUGACAAGUACAAAGAGUACAUAGAAACAAAGGUGUCAAGUGAAGUUAGAAGUCACCGCAGUCACAGAGAGCUGAGUGAAUUUGACAAACACAAGGAGAGAAGAGAAAGAGAAGUUGAAGAGGAGGGAAAAAACAGCUCUAAGAAGUCAUCAUCACAGAUGAAACGUGAAACUGAACCCUCAAAAACAGAGCUUGCCAAUGAGGAAGAUUUGACUGCCCGGGAGUAUGAGGAUGACUUUGAGGAUUAUGAAGAGGACUUUGAGGAGGUAGAUGAAAGUGAAAGUGAGGAAGAGAAGGAGAGGGGACUGGAAGAAGAGACCACACAACCUAUGGCUGAAAUAAGCGAAGAGAUCCAGGUUAUCCAGAGAGCAAUGGAUGAGGAGAAUCAACAAGUCAGAAGAUCAACUUCUACACAUAGGUCCAAUGAAGAACACGAGGAAAGACAGCAACUGUCAGGAAGUGCCACAGAUUCCAAGCAUAAAAGCUCACAACAUGGGAAGUUUAUUGACUUUGUGGCAGCUAAACAACGAGAAAUCAACAAGAUGGCAGUCUCUAAACAAAAGAAACGCAGCACUGAACUGCUGCGUCUGAUCGAUCUGGACUUCUCACGAACCUUCUCUCAUCUUGAUCUGCCGCCUGUUAAUGAAUAUGACAUGUAUAUCAGAAGCUUUGGAAGUGCCAACACCAGGCAGGCUUAUGUCCAGUGUAAUGAAGAUAACGCUGAGCGGGACAUUCAGACAGAGGAGAUUGAAGUCAGUGAGAAAUGGACUCAGCAUCCUCCAGAGCACAGUGGAGCUUGUGGAGAUCCAAACUUAAGAUCCGAAGACAAAACCCAAACUGAAGUGAAGUUUGAUACACAAUCCCUGACAAUAUUUUUACGCUCUGCUGCCCAGGUGGCUGUUGUUCUGCUGGAGGAAGACCAAGCUGAGAAGAAAUCUCUCAAGAAGCAGGCAUCUCAAACAGACUUGUUAUCAUUCAGCGACGGUGGUCUACAUCUCAACACCCAAUUGCCUUUCCUUCACGGUCGCCACAUAAGCCUGAUUCACUUCUCCAAGGACCAGAGACACAUGAUGGUGUCGGUUCACAAGCCAGGAUCCGAACACAGCACUUCCCAUCUCGACAGCUGCACCAUCAUGUGUAUCUGGAACAUCUGGGAACCUUCCAGGCCUCAGAAGAUCCUUGUUUAUGAGUCUGAGGUGCAAUGCUGCUGCUUCAGCCCUGGGAAAGCCAGUUUGGUGUUCGCAGGAACUUCUGUUGGUUCUGUUGCUCUCUGGGACCUGAGGGAGCACGCGGGUCAUCACCACCGUCUGAAGAUCGGAGAAGAGGAGUGGACCAUCAGACAGCCCACCUUCUGCACUGACGCAGUGAUGGCCAACGCAGCCCAUUUCUCCUGUGUGACGUCCCUGGAAAUUGUCCCCUCCACGGCAGCGGGGGUGCGAAGGCCAGAGGUCCCACUUUUGACAUCUGAAGAAGAGUCAGCGGGCUUGUCUUUACAGCUGGCUUCACUGGAUGAAAGUGGAGUUUUGAAUUUCUGGGUGGUGGUGCAGCUUUCUGUUUCCAAUGAAGCCGGCUCUCAGACGGACCUGGGUCUCAGACCCGGCGGCAAAGUCAAGUUACUUCAUAGUUCUUCCCGUCAAACGGCUGGGAGGGCUUCAACACGGGAUGUUGGGGGAACAGGUGCCACAUCGUGUCUUCAGUUAAAGUUCCACCCGACAGACGCCAACCAUUUCUUCAUAGGCACAAACAUGGGUCUGGUCACUCACAGAACCAUGCAUGGAGUAAAAGCUUCUCCCAGGAGCUUCACUUUUAUGGAUCUUGAUGUGCGACCUGUUGAUGUCAGCGCCAUUGACUUUUCUCCAUUCAGACCAGACAUGUUCCUGGUUGGGUGUGGCGAUGGAAGCAUCAGGCUGCACACAGUCGGGCAGGAGCAGCCACUGUCUGAGUGGAAAAGUAGCACGUCGGGUGAAGCCCUUGUGGCACUGCAAUGGAAUCAGACCAAGUCAACCGUCUUCUGUGUCCUUGACGCUGCAUCCAACAUUUACAUUUGGGACUUGCUCCAGAGCAAGGCGGAACCUGUCAUUACUGAGCGGAUCAGCGCCGACAGGGUGACGGCUAUGUGUGUGUUUGGUGACUCGGCACAGCAAAACCCAUAUUCGGGAGUCGCACUCGCGCAUGAAUCUGGAAAAAUAGAGUUGCAUCAUUUUACGAGGACAUUCACAAGUCCAUCAGAAGAAGAAACUCUGGACAGAAUAAUGAAAGAAACUCUCUGAUUAGCCACCAAGAUAUAUAUAUUUUUGACUACACUUUUAGAUGCAAAUCAAUGUGUUAGUAGAAAAUAUUGAAUAUCAGA
This is a messenger RNA of Synchiropus splendidus (mandarinfish), 3257 nucleotides long. RefSeq names its product dynein 2 intermediate chain 1 (gene dync2i1). Gene Ontology annotation, molecular function: dynein light chain binding; dynein heavy chain binding. Gene Ontology annotation, cellular component: cytoplasmic dynein complex. The record is from RefSeq and is a predicted model, not a curated record. Lineage: Eukaryota; Metazoa; Chordata; Actinopteri; Syngnathiformes; Callionymidae. Gene Ontology annotation, biological process: intraciliary transport. The transcript is spliced from 22 exons. The coding region runs from base 13 to 3177 and encodes 1054 amino acids.